AUGGAUGUCAAAACUGGCGAAGAGCUGGCCUAUACUGCGCCGACGUUCACGAUUGACCUGUCUCUCGACCCCGAAGACCGUUACAAAGCCUUGGCUGUGGCAUACAAAGAACAGCUUCAAGGCUUGACAGGUCUGUUCAACAGCUUACUGAAGACCAUUGGGCUCCCCGUCCACUAUCAUGGCCCAAUCAACUACGUUGCCUGGCUCCUUCUCAGAGGUGUGUACUCGCCCAUGGAGACUGCAGAGUUGCGAGGGAUUGCCAAAGUAACCGGAGUACCGAUGUACUUGCUGGUGUCCUUCAAUGUCAUUUUGGAUAUUCUGAUGGGUUGCACUUCUGGUGCUGUCAAGACUCUAGAGCCGGGACAAGCAAGGAGUGAAUCCAGAAUGCUACACUUUCGAACGCUGGACUGGACAAUGGACCCUCUCCGGUCUAUUAUCGUGCAACUUGACUUUGUUCGAAGCAGAUCUGCGAGUCCUUCGGAGGUUCUGGCUCGCAGUAUCACCUAUGUCGGCUUCGUUGGCUGUUUGACUGGGGUUCGUCAGGAUUUGAGUCUCUCGCUGAACUUCAGACCUGUCCACAACGCCACAACGAGGCAAGAACAUCUCGCAUUCUACUUCCAUCACCUUCUUGUAUUACUGGGGUAUCGUCAGUCAAUAUCAAGCCUCCUCAGAGAGUAUAUAAUUUCCGACGAUGCUGGCGACAACCACCCCAAAACUCUUGCAGAGAUUUCCGAAGAGCUGAUCUCGCGGCGAACGACAGCAGCUUACCUGACAUUCAGUGACGGUGUCUCGACAAUCGUGAUAGAGAAGGACUAUAACACUGGCUUGAUUCGUGGGUCCGACACAUUCAUUGCCACCACCAAUCACGACCAGGUCGGGCAUAAGCCGCGAUCGAUGGCACCGACUCCCGCCGCAACUGAAGUCACCAAUGACGCAGCCCAAGCUCCGAAAGGAUUACUUGGGCUGCUUGAUGAGAGCCGCCAUCGGUUGGACUGUAUCUCUUCGAAAUGGAAAGCUCGAGUGGAAGAAGCCCGGCGGCACUCUGAAGAGGGAAACACUGAGGCUAAGGUUGCGAUCACAAAAUCAGAGCUGAUCGAUUGGGUGUCAGCAUACCCCACCAGCAACGAAUUUACUCAUUUUGCUGCUAUCUUGGACGCGGCAGCUGGUCAAGUUGCGUGGACCAAGGCGUACAGGGUUGCGAUCAAGAUACCGGAAUGA
Capronia coronata CBS 617.96 is the source of this 1218-nucleotide messenger RNA. RefSeq lists its product as uncharacterized. The record is from RefSeq and is a predicted model, not a curated record. The coding region runs from base 1 to 1218 and encodes 405 amino acids. Gene Ontology annotation, molecular function: hydrolase activity, acting on carbon-nitrogen (but not peptide) bonds. NCBI's taxonomy places the organism in Eukaryota, Fungi, Ascomycota, Eurotiomycetes, Chaetothyriales, Herpotrichiellaceae. The transcript has a single exon.